GGCACCACCGCCGCGGCCGUUGAUUGCCAGUGUGAGUCGGCAGAAUGGCCCUGGUGCCGUACCGAGUGGCGGGCGCCGCCGCCGACCAACGCGCAGAUGUGCGGCUGCUGCAGCUGCCCGGCGGCGUCACGUUGCGCCUGCACCAGUGGGCGGCGCUGUCGGGCGCGGGGCCGCCGCCGGCAGUGCUGGCGGCGGCGGUGGCGGCCACGGUGCACGCGGCGAGCGGUGCAGCGCCUGGGGCGGCUGGGUUGCCGGCGGGGAAGGCGCAGGCGUGCGGCGCAGCGGAGUCUGCGGCGGGGUCUGCUGUGACGGCAUCGGAAGUGUUGGCAGUGGCGGCGUCAGCAGUUGGCGCACGUGGUGGGCUGGGGUUGGGCAUGCAACCUGGCGUUCGCGGACUGGGCGGCAGCAGCCUUGACACCAGCCACAGCCACGGCCACCACGCUGCAGCUGCUGCCGCUACUGCUGCUGGGCACCAACGCCUUGACACUGCAGAGACCGCACCAGGCGCCUCAACCGGAGCGCCGCCUGCCACCAGCCCGGCGGCGGCAGCCGCCGCCACCAACGCCGCUACCGCUGCCCCGGGCUCUGGUGCCGCGCCCAUGGAGUGGUCUGGGCCGCCGUUGUCGUCGUUGGCCAACGUGGGCCUGGUGGUCUGGCAGGCCGGCUACCUGCUGGCAGAACACCUGCUGCGCACCGCGCCGCUGGACCCGCGCUCGCCGCACUGCUGGCUGAGGGCCAGCGCGGGGCGCCGCUGCGCGCGCCUGGCGGUGCGCAGUGCCGCCGCCGCCGGAGCGGCGGAUGCCGCGGCAGCGGCGGCGGCGGCGCCUGCCGGCGCCACCGCCGGCUGGGAGGUUGUGGACGUGGACCUGAGCUCCUGGCGCGGCGUGGCGGUGGUGGAUUUGGGCACGGGGCCGGGCACCGUGGGCCUGGCGCUGGCGGCGGCGGGCGCCGACGUGGCGCUGACGGACCUGCCGCACGUGCUGCCGCUGGCGGCGGCUAACCUGGCGGCGAACCGGGAUCCGAACUCGCAGCUGCUGGGCCCCGGCGGCGGCCGCGCGGCCGUGGUGCCGUACAGCUGGGGUGAGGACCCGGCCGCGGCGGCGGCGCCGCCGCUGGCGGUCGCGGCGGGUGGCGCGGCGAGCGACGGGCCGGGUGGUGGGUGGCUGUGCGCUCCGGCGCCGCUGGCCGCGCUGGUGGCGGCCGGAACGGCUGCUGGCGGCGGCGGCGAUAUUGGCUGUGCCGGAGGCGCGGCAGCGUCAGCGGCUGACGUUGCUGCCGCCGCUGGAUGCGGCGCCGUGCCAAGUGACGGCCCGGACCUGAUUACGGCCGCCGACGUACUGUAUCACCCGGAGCUGCUGCCGGCGUUGGUGGGUGCGCUGCAGAGGCUUGCGGCGCCGCACACGGUGGCGUAUGUGUCGUUCAGGGUGCGGCACGGCGGCGAGGUGGGGUCCUUCAUGUCGCUGGCGGAGGCGGCGGGCUUCGCGGCGGAGGAGCUGCCGGCAGCUGCCCUGCACCCAGAGUUCCGGGGCAUGGCAGGAGGAGGCGGAGCCGAGGAGCGCGGGGGCGGCGGCCGCGGGGACAGCGAUGGCGGCUCGGACGCGGGCAGCUCUGCUGAUGGAGGCGGCGUCGGAGGCGGAGGGGGCGGCGGUGUGGAGGGGGUGGAUGACAUGGAGGUGGACGCGGAGGGAGGUGGGGAUGCCCCGCCGCAAGGGCGCCGGGCCCGGCGGCUGAGGCCGGUGGGCAGCUACGGCAUUGUUAGGCUGUGCCGGCGUGAUGCCCACUUUCACGUGGCUGCUGGUGAGGCGGUGUAGGGACCGAUGCAACCUGGUGAAUUCGAGGCCGGCUUAGGGGCUGCCGGUGGCAUUGCGCAGGUUUGCGCUUGUGUGUAACACGCCGAGCGCUGAUUGAUGGGUCGUAAAGGCAUGUAAAGCGAGCAGACA
Chlamydomonas reinhardtii is the source of this 1940-nucleotide messenger RNA. RefSeq lists its product as uncharacterized. Bases 45 to 1811 code for a protein of 588 amino acids. The transcript has 2 exons. The record is from RefSeq and is a predicted model, not a curated record. Lineage: Eukaryota; Viridiplantae; Chlorophyta; Chlorophyceae; Chlamydomonadales; Chlamydomonadaceae.